This is a messenger RNA of Meloidogyne enterolobii, 503 nucleotides long. NCBI's taxonomy places the organism in Eukaryota, Metazoa, Nematoda, Chromadorea, Rhabditida, Meloidogynidae. The record is from the annotation of a GenBank genome assembly.
CUUUAAAAAUGCCACUAUUGUUGCAUAAAUGCUGUUCUAUUCGUUUACCCUUCCUGUUCAGCGGCACCCAAUCAUUCUCAUUAGCUACAAUAAUUCUGGUUGGUAUUCUUCUAGCUGGACAGAUUGGUUUUAGUUCAGCUCUAAAAUGUUAUCAAGGAACACAAGGGUAUCAAUUGGCCAUUAGUGGCUCCCCUACUGAUUGUGGAUAUACGUCAUUUUCGUGCAUCAAGGUUGUCGAUUAUAGCCAGGGAACAGUAACGCGCUCUUGUCAGUCUGUCAAUUGUACAAUUGCUGGAACUAUGACAAUGACGCCGAACUCAGUAUGUCAAAAUACUUCAACUUAUCCUGUUACACAGACGUUCUGCUGCUGCUAUGGUGAUGGAUGCAAUUCAGCACUGGGAAACAGAAUGAAGAAUUCAUUGGGGAGUGUAACAAUGUUUAUACUAACAAUGAUAUCUUUGACGUUUUUAGGGUUCGGUUUCAGCCCUAUUUUAAAAUAUUAA